AAGCAACAUCUUGCAGUCACCUGCUACACACGAGAUAGAAAAACCAUUUCUCAACAGUACCUUCUCUAGUUCUAGCUACAUGGCUUCCAACGCGAGCAUGUUGGCCGUGUUCAUGGCUUGCGCGCUCCUCCUCGCCGGCAGCACGUGCCACGCCUCCCGCAACCUGGCCGACACUACGCCGGCGGCUGCCGCUCCGGCUGCUAGCGCCCUCCCUGGCCUGCCGGCCGUGCCGACCUUGCCUGCCGUGCCCACGGACACGGUCACCCUGAUGCCACCAAUGCCGUCGGUCACCCUGCCCACCGUGCCGCAGGUGACGCUGCCGCCCAUGCCCUCCAUCGUCGUGCCCAAGGGGGUCCUGCCGCCCAUGCCCAAGGUCACCCUCCCCACCGUGCCGCAGGUGACGAUGGCGCCGAUGCCUGCCAUUGUCGUGCCCAAGGUGACGCUGCCGCCGUUGCCAUUCGUCCAGAAUGUGAACGUGCCUAUGCCGUUCGCGGCACCGCCCCCGUCAGCGUAGGCGUGCCCACGCGGCGGUGCUCUCGCCCUGUCCACGAUAGGGCGCCGUUCAUCUGAGUGUGGCGCCAGGUCACUCCGUGGACACGACGUACAUUUUCUUACAUGCAAGCUCGGUGUUUUAUAUGCGAUGUAUCACAGUAUCAGUAAUUCUUGCCUUCUUUACGUCUCAUUGUAUGUAUUGCUAGUGUUUGGAUGUUGAGGGUUUUGUCCCAUUGUAUGUACUUCUUGAUCUUCUUAAAUACUCCCUCUGUUCCAUAAUAUAAGAGCGUUUUUUACACACUAAUGUAAAAAAUGCUUUUAUAUUAUGGGACGGAGGGAGUACAAAUUACUAUUUACGGUAUGCAUCUUUGUCUAAGUAUUUUCCCCAUUUGAUAGUAAAGUACUCCCUUUGUAAACUAUUGUAAACUAAUAUAAAAGUGUUUAGAUCAAUAAAGUAGUUAUCUAAAUGCUUUUAUAUUUAUUUA
This is a messenger RNA of Triticum aestivum (bread wheat), 977 nucleotides long. Its product is annotated as protein PELPK1-like. NCBI's taxonomy places the organism in Eukaryota, Viridiplantae, Streptophyta, Magnoliopsida, Poales, Poaceae. The record is from RefSeq and is a predicted model, not a curated record. Bases 80 to 514 code for a protein of 144 amino acids. The transcript has a single exon.